This is a messenger RNA of Amyelois transitella, 2926 nucleotides long. RefSeq names its product putative nuclease HARBI1. NCBI's taxonomy places the organism in Eukaryota, Metazoa, Arthropoda, Insecta, Lepidoptera, Pyralidae. The coding region runs from base 378 to 1478 and encodes 366 amino acids. The record is from RefSeq and is a predicted model, not a curated record. The transcript has 5 exons.
AAAGUAACAUUUUGAAAACGAUGACGAAGUUCGGCAAUAAAAAAAUGUAUGGGAUGACAUAAGCCUUCGCUAAAUCACGUGAUCGAUCGAGAUCGAUAACAAAAUUGGUAGACAAUGUUUACAUUCAUGUCGAAAACGAAGCGAAAUCGUCAAUUAGCGAAUUGUUUAUUCGCCUAUUUCAAUACAAAUGCGUAGCCAAGCGGCACUUUUGACGUUCGCUUUCUCUUCGGGAGCGAUCGUUCGAUUCGACAUGUGUUCGCCAUAAUAACGAAAGCUUGGGGGCUGUCGAUAUCGCUACAAAAUGGCCGAAAAUUACAGUCAGCUGUGAUUUGUAUACAAGGGCUACGUUGCGUUAAUACAGUUUUAUUUAUAUAAAAAUGCAUUCUUUACGUUUAUUGUGGGCUGCACAUAAUGAGAAUACCUGGGUGAGGCGUCAAAGGCGAUUUUCAUCAAGAAGACAUAUGGAAACGAUUGAAGAUAUGCCGGAAUUGUUGUUUAUACAACAUUUCAGGCUUGAUAAAAAAACUUUUCGACGAUUAUGCGACGAACUAAAAAGAUAUACUGGAUUGAAAGGAUCCAAUGAAAUUUCCCUGGAAGUGAAGGUACUGUGUACUCUAAGCUUUUUAGCCGCAGGGUCAUACCAGAGAAUUGUAGGUGUGGGACAAUAUUUGACACAGCGGACUACAAGUCGCUGUGUCAGGGAGGUUGUGAAUUCUUUAAAUCACAAUUGGAUGGUCAGCAGGUGGAUAGUGUUUCCACAAACACCACAUGAGAGAUCUUUAAUCAAAGAGAAAUUCCAUAGAAGACAUAAUUUGCCUGGAAUUAUUGGGUGCAUUGAUUGUACCCAUAUAGCUAUAGUAAGACCAGACGAGGAUGAAUAUUCAUUUUUUAAUAGAAAAGGAUAUCAUUCAUUAAAUGUUCAAGUGAUAUGCGAUUUCGAUUUAAAAAUAAUUAAUGUCAAUUCAAAAUUUGGUGGUGCUACACAUGACUCCCACAUAUGGUCCGCUAGUCAUGUAGAGACUUUCAUGCGAGGGCUUCAUGAAAGUGGUGAACAUGUUUGGUUAUUAGGGGAUUCUGGAUAUCCACAGCGACCUUGGUUGAUGACGCCUAUACUAGAUGCUGAACAAGGGUCUCAAGAAGAAAUAUAUACCAGAUGUCAUGUGCAAGCCAGAUCUCGUAUAGAACGAUGUUUUGGAUUACUGAAGGCUCGUUGGAGGUGUAUGCUUCGACACCGUGUUCUUCACUAUCAGCCUUACGUGGCUAGCAGAAUUAUUAACGCAUGUUGUGUAUUGCAUAAUAUUGCAAUACAUGCUAAACUACCUGCUCCAACAGAUAUGCCAGCUGAGGCUCUUGAUGAUAGUGAAGAUCAAAGUAUACAGCAUAACACCUCUACAACCAACACUAAUCAAAACGAGUUAAUUCGAGGAAGGGCUAUGCGAAAUUAUCUAGUCAGUAGAAUGCAGCAUUCUACUGACUAGAUAAUUCUGUCUGUAUAUAUGUAAAUGAAUAAGUAUAAAAUUUUGUUUACUUAAAAUUUAAUGGUUUCAUUUUAUUUAAGCUUAAGUAUAUUUUUUUAAGUUAGUAUCAAAUGAAAAAGAAAGUAAUAAUAAUAAUAUAACAAUUUUAAUAAGUAUCCAGUCUUUUAACUUAUCAAUAUACUUAUCUACUUAUUUUAAUAUUUAACAUAUUUAACAAUAAUAAAAUCAAAAAAUAUAUUCAUGUAACAAAUUAUUAAUCUUACAAAUAUAAUUGUAUAUUCUAUGACUAAUCUAGAAGAAGCAGUCUUUUAAUUUAUAAUUGUAUAUUCUAUCACUAGUCUAGAAGAAGCAGUCUUAAUUUUGUAAUCAGUCUCAAACUGUAAUAAAAAUAUAUAAAUAAGUUUGAUGAAGCUUAUGAUAUAAAACAUUUCUUAGCUAAAAUUCUUAGGCAGAUUUAGGGUGUUACGUAAUAACCGCAGUAGAGACAACAACCGCUCAAUAUUUCGAGUGAGCAUCUACUCAUUGCUCAGUGGUUCUGUGUUGUCUCUACUGCGGUAAUAGUCGAGCCAAGCUUGUGCGAUACCGACGAGCGAGCUAAACACUAGGUUACGCUCGUGCUCCACUUCCAGCGCUCUCGUGUCUCGCUCGUGUCGUUGCAGGUUACGAGCUUCCUCUAUUGCCAGCGCUCUCAUAUCCCGCUCGUUUUGCUGCCGGAUUCGAGCUUCCUCCAGCUCCAAGCGGCGUAGUUCCACGGCAGAAAACUCUUGCGCCGCUCGUUCGAACGGGGUCGGAGCCAGCCUGCGGCGCGCGCGCAGCCGCGGGCGGCCGGAGCCCGCUGACGCGGCGGAGCGCGGCGUGUCCGGCGUCGCCGCCCGCGGCCGGCGUCGGGCCGGCGGCGCGCUGGAGGCAGCUGCACGUCUCCGAGAGCGAGGAGUGGCGGGCGCGGGUGACGGCGCGGGCGGGGGCGGGGGCGAAGGUAGCGGCUGUGAGUCAUAUGUGCCAGGUUGUGGCGAUACUGAUGAAGGCAUUUCUGUAAAAGACAAAAAUAAACUUGUUUCAUUAUUAAAUAGUUAUAGUAACUAGCUGUUUUGGGUUUGAUAUCGAAUGCAGAUCACGCCAUAAGUAUUCUUUAAAAAAAAUAUUCAGUGUACUAUCUUAACUUUUCUAUUGUUUUUUAUUAUGUGUAUAAAUAGAUACUCAAAAAACUAAAGUAGCUAUUACACCCCAUUUGUUUAGAUAUAUAUUUUAAAAUUAGGAUAUUUGUAAAUAAGUUUUAUAAAAAAUUGUUAAAUUGACGUCUUUGUAGAAAAGGCUGCGGUGAAGUUUGUUGCGCCGCUUCUUCUUCACCUGCGCUUUGGAAGUCGGCGGUAGACUUAGUUAUAAGUACAUUUUUGACGUCAAUAAGAAAUGUAUUGCAUCCAAUAUUGAGAAUAAAGAUUUCAUUUUCA